Talaromyces atroroseus is the source of this 1215-nucleotide messenger RNA. Its product is annotated as Oxidation resistance protein 1. Bases 1 to 1215 code for a protein of 404 amino acids. Gene Ontology annotation, biological process: response to oxidative stress. The transcript is spliced from 2 exons. Gene Ontology annotation, cellular component: nucleus. The record is from RefSeq and is a predicted model, not a curated record. Lineage: Eukaryota; Fungi; Ascomycota; Eurotiomycetes; Eurotiales; Trichocomaceae.
AUGUCCACUGCCAGCUCCCGCUCUCAAUCCCGGUCUGGAACACCCUUGGGCACCAGGCCGCACUCGACCAACAACACCGCAUCCACCUCGUCACUAUCGCAACCCCCGCCGUCUUCCAAUGGCGCUUCCACCACGAACAACUACUUCUCCUAUCCCGUAAGCCGUGUGAUGUCCGGUCUGUAUCGACGUUUGACGGAUCCACCGCGUGAUUCCUCGCAGCAGAAACCCAACAUGUCGCCUUCUUCCUCCAUCUACACCCCGAAACGAACCGCGUCUCCCUUCCAACCACCCCCCCUCUCCCCCCUGACGCUCAAUGCAACCUCUACCCCAAACAGUGGACACAUCCUCUCUCGUGCUCUUGCAGAGGAAAUCCGACUCCUCGUCCCGCCCCGGCUGCAGUUAGUCGAUGCCUGGCAAUUGGCCUACUCCCUCGAACGCGACGGCUCAUCCCUCUCCACUCUCUACGACACCUGCAGGCAGGCCGCAGAGCACAACCCACGAGCAGGCUACGUGCUCGUCGUGCGCGACGCAUCUGAUGGCGGCGCUGUAUUUGGCGCCUAUCUAACCGAUGCGCCGCACCCAAGUUCACACUUCUAUGGAACUGGGGAAUGCUUUCUCUGGAGAGCGAGCGUAUUGGCGUCUACGCCGGUGACGUUUAGUCAUAACACUCACCACAAUUCUCAUAAUAGUCAUCAUAAUCAUAAUCAAAACGAAGGACACGAACAUGAAGAACAAAAUAAUGAACGCGAUAAUGAAUUCCACACAAUGACGGACGAAGAGCUCCAAGCAGCCGGCUUCCCGCCUCCCCCAAGCGCUGAUACCACGCAUGCUGUUCGCAGCACGACACUGAGAGCUAGCACUCCCACUCGGGCUCUGGGCUCCUCCUCCUCCUCGCUCGUUUCGUCAGACAACCAUCUUUCGCUACCGGAAGGAAGCGGCAAGAACAAUGGCAGUGUGAGCGGCAGCGGGACAAGCACACCAGAACGAAUUCGAUUUAAAGCGUUUCCUUAUAGCGGUAUUAAUGAUUACAUGAUAUUUUGCGAGACCGGAUUUUUGAGUGUUGGCGGGGGCGAUGGUCACUACGGGCUAUGGAUCGACUCCUCCGUUGAAAAGGGAGUGAGCGCUUCAUGUCCCACGUUUGGCAACGAGCCUCUAUCAGAUGAAGGCACGAAGUUUGAUAUUUUGGGCGUGGAGAUUUGGUAUAUCGGAUCAUAA